Molecule: messenger RNA, 825 nt
Organism: Medioppia subpectinata
Lineage: Eukaryota; Metazoa; Arthropoda; Arachnida; Sarcoptiformes; Oppiidae
Source: the annotation of a GenBank genome assembly
AUGACAAGUGGUUUGACAGUCAGUGAAUCCGGUGAUCGAAUCCAAGAAUUCGAUUUGCAUUGGCCUGUACGGGAACGGGACGAGAAUACAGGGCCGGGUAAUGAAAAUGAAUGGGGCGGUCGGGGCAGGGAAUCCCUUGCGAGUGUUUUACUGAAACUGACGUUUUGUGUGACAGUGUUUGUGGUGUUUGACAACUGGCCGACCGGUUGUGAGGCCCGCAAAAAAUCCAAACCCCCUCUCAUUGAGGAGAGACCGCAUAAACACCACCACAACGACAGACUUACUCAUUGUCCUUUCGGUAAUGAGACCCACGAAGUCGGCGCCCAUUGGAAACCCAAUCUACAGCCGUUUGGUGUCUAUUAUUGUAUUCGUUGUGAAUGUAUUUCUGUACAGAGAAAGAACCGCAAUGUGGCGAAAGUCAGGUGCAAGAACUUGAAGAACGACUGCCCAAAGCCCACAUGUGAUGAUCCGGUCCUUCUGCCCGAAAGGUGUUGCAAGACAUGCCCCGGAGAUGAGGAAUUUGCAGAAUCGACGGCUAAACCAGAUUUAAAUAAGACAUUAGCAGUGGAACAGCCGUCCAAUCAAACCAAUAGUGAGACUCCGGACGAGUCGUCGACACCGAAGCCCUUGUCAUCGGAGACGGCAGUCGUCGGCGGCGACGAUGAGAGCGGAGUGCAAAAGAAGUCACAGAACGACCAGAACUCGCAAAACAAUUUGAUCGGAGAGCCGACCCAUAAGUGCUAUUAUGAGGCGAAGAUAUAUGAAGAGGGAUCGCAAUGGAAGACAGAGCGCGACGACUGCGAGAUGUGCUUCUGUCAGCUAUAA